This is a messenger RNA of Penicillium verrucosum, 1608 nucleotides long. RefSeq lists its product as uncharacterized. Gene Ontology annotation, cellular component: membrane. NCBI's taxonomy places the organism in Eukaryota, Fungi, Ascomycota, Eurotiomycetes, Eurotiales, Aspergillaceae. The transcript has 3 exons. The coding region runs from base 1 to 1608 and encodes 535 amino acids. Gene Ontology annotation, biological process: transmembrane transport. The record is from RefSeq and is a predicted model, not a curated record. Gene Ontology annotation, molecular function: transmembrane transporter activity.
AUGUCAACCACUGUAACACUGGAAGAGACUUCCCUGUCCUCCUCGAAAGAGGCUCCUCCUCAAACUGUUGCGCUCAAGUCAUUGCCAGUAGACAAUACCUUGGGCAGUGAAGAACAGCUCUUCAGAGACGUUUCCGAGAAUCAACUAGCACAAUGGAAGAUUGCAGUUAUCCUUACGCUUGUCAGUCUCAUGUAUAUGAUCAGUACAGUCCUCAGCGGAAUACUGGCAGUUGGUCUCCCCAAAAUUGCCAAGUCAAUCGAUCUUGAUGAAGGCCUUCUACUUUGGCCAGCCUCGGUCUACUCUCUUUCCUGUGGCUGCACAUUGCUCCUUUCCGGGAGUCUGGCAGACGUGGUUGGCUGUCGCCGUAUCUAUCUUCUUGGGAGUUUUCUAUCGACGUGUCUGAUUCUGGCCUGUGGCCUUGCGCGCGAUGGGGUGGAACUGAUCAUCUUCCGCGCUCUGCAGGGCGUUGCGGUCUCGUUCUGCUUACCAGGUUCAGUCAGCAUCGUCACCAACACUUUUCCUCUGGGCCGUAUGCGCAACAUUGCUUUUGCCUGUCUAGGGGCCGCGCAGCCCACGGGGUUUCUGAUUGGGCUCAUCAUUGGAGGGAUUCUCAUCGACAGCGUCGGCUGGCGAACAGCAAUGUAUCUCAUCGCAGGCAUCAAUGCCGGGGUAUUCGUGGUCAGCUGUUUCUUUUUGCCUUCAACCGCAGACGAUCAGUUGCGCUACUCAAUUCUGCGCCGUUUUCGAGAGGACGUUGACUGGAUAGGGGUCUCCCUCAUCAGUGUUGCUUUUGGAUUGCUCUCUUAUGUUCUGUCUGCAAUUUGUGCUCGCCCAAGCUCGAUUUCCACUGCAGCAAACAUUGUAUUGCUUGUUGUUUCCUUGGUUCUAAUACCAGCUUUCUUAAUCUGGGAGCACUACCAAGAGAAGUUCAAUCGACCUGCUCUCAUCCCCAACUCCAUCUGGCGCAAUCCGAUAUUCACGUCCACGUGUAUCAUGGUGUUCUUCGCCUGGGCCACCGUCACCACAAACCAGUACUUCCUUGCACUCUUUUUCGAAGAGGUUCAAGGACUCUCUGCCUUUCAGACUAGCCUACGCUUUCUACCUCUUGUGGUCAGCGGAGUCUUGGCGAAUAUUGCUACUGGGGCGCUGGUACGCCAUGUGAGGGCCGAUAUUCUCAUCGGAGUGUCAGUGCUUCUCAGCGCAGCAACACCGUUGAUUAUGGCGUUAGUAGCUGUCAACCAUUCUCAACUGCCUUACUGGGCAGCGGCAUUCCCUGCGGCUAUCCUUUCUCCAAUCUGGGCUGAUGUGACACUCACUAUAGCUAAUUUAGUUAUCACGCAACUCUUCCCACGAUCGCUCCAUGGUCUUGCGGGAGGAGUUUCUAACACAUGCGCACAGUUGGGGACUAGUAUCGGCCUGAAUCUCACGGGUAUCCUUGCCAAUGCUGUUACUAUGAGCUCUACGGAGAACAAGUCAUCCCCUGUAGCCCUUGCAGAGGGUUACAGCGCCGCGUUUUGGGCCUCUUUCGGGGCAACGGUGGCUAUGAUUCUUGUAGCUGUGCUUGGAAUGAGGACGGCGGGUAAAGUCGGGCGGUCGAAGCAUGAUUGA